Galleria mellonella (greater wax moth) is the source of this 2067-nucleotide messenger RNA. Its product is annotated as choline-phosphate cytidylyltransferase B-like. Lineage: Eukaryota; Metazoa; Arthropoda; Insecta; Lepidoptera; Pyralidae. The transcript is spliced from 8 exons. Gene Ontology annotation, molecular function: choline-phosphate cytidylyltransferase activity; phosphatidylcholine binding. Gene Ontology annotation, biological process: CDP-choline pathway. Bases 427 to 1596 code for a protein of 389 amino acids. The record is from RefSeq and is a predicted model, not a curated record.
GCGAAUCCCUCUCUUGUUUGUGGAUUUGUUUCAUGUUUAAUUUUUUUUAUAUAUACUAUACUACAAUAAAUUUCAUUUCUUUCGUGUUCUUUCUUUUUGAAUGCUAAAUAAUCUAUUAAAUUAAAGUAAUUUAUUUAAAGUGUUUCAAAUACGCACCUUGUUAAUUGUAUUUAAUAUUUGUAAUGAAAACUAAAAAAAUUGCAUGAUAUAUACACACGACCUGCGUGACCUAGGUUUCUUUGGCCAUCCGUGGAUGUAACUACAACAAACUAAUUGUUGGGAACACCUUCCAAAAUAUUUAAGCAGUAUAUCUGCAGUUACGCAAGAAAUACUGGUAAGAAUUUCCGAGAUCAUCGACCUGAAACAAGUGAAAGGAUUGAGAAACCUUAUUUCACGUAGUGAGUUGAACCGGCGUGCAAUGUGAUUAUGUCUCGAAAGAGAACUCGGUUAAGCAGCGAAGAGGAAAUGAGUGGGAAGUUGUUAGAGAUGGGCUCUGGAGAACAGAAUGGAAGUGAAACCAGUUUCACAAGCAGCACCAAUCUGCCCCCCACGGAUUCUAUUCAGUCACUACAAACAGCGGCACCAUUUAGUACAGAUCCUAUUGCAAUAGCGGAACGCGAGCGAUGUCAUUACGGGCGCAUACCUCGAGCGGCGGCCCUUGCGGGUACGGCGCCGCGCAGGGUGCGCGUCUACUCGGAUGGCAUCUACGACAUGUUCCAUCAGGGACACGCGCGGCAGCUCCAACAGGCCAAAACAGUGUUCCCAAACGUCUACCUCAUUGUUGGAGUAUGCAGCGACAGUUUGACACACAGCCGCAAGGGGCGUACAGUAAUGACUGAAGACGAGAGGUACGAAGCGGUCCGACAUUGCAGAUACGUGGAUGAGGUAGUACGAGAUGCGCCUUGGGAGUAUGACGAGGAGUUUUUAGAUAAGCACAAAAUAGAUUUUGUGGCGCACGAUGAUAUCCCAUACACGACGGAGGACUGCGAGGACACAUACGCCAUGAUCAAGGCUAAGGAUAUGUUCGUCGCCACUGAGCGGACAGAGGGCGUGUCGACAUCAGAUAUCGUGGCGCGGAUAGUGCGCGACUACGACAUCUAUGUGCGGCGGAACCUCGCUCGCGGCUACUCCGCCAAGGAGCUGAACGUUUCAUUCCUCAACGAGAAGAAGUUUAGGCUACAAAAUAAAAUGGAUGAACUUAAGGAUAAGGGGAAAAAGGUCAUGACAAACAUAGGUGAGAAGCGAGUGGAUAUAUUAACAAAAUGGGAGGAGAAAUCGCGCGAGCUGAUCGAUGCGUUCCUUCUACUGUUCGGCCCGGACGGGAGGCUGUCGAGCAUCUGGAACGAGUCGAAGGGGCGGCUGAUGCAGGCGCUGAGCCAGCCGCCGUCGCCGCGCUCCUCGCCGCCGCCCAGCGAGAACGGCGACUCGCAUUCGCACUCGCCCACGCACAGUAUAUUACAUUUCAGAGGGUCAGCGUCCCCACCGCCGCCAAAGUCCCGGCGAUACGAAACACUUUGGGAGGCGCAAGCAGGUAACUGGAUGUAUCGUGCUCUGAACGUGUUGGGGAGUCGGAAGCGUCCGUACAGCGCCAGUUGACGGAUGACGGCUCCGACAGCGACGACGAUUAUCAAGACACCAGUCCUUAUCUUUAGGCAUAAGAGAAACCGUCGUUGAUAAUAACAAUGGUACUAUAUGCAAAGUAUUUUUAUACGAUGUAAAUUGUCCAUUAUUAACAUCGAAGGAGACUCUGUACAUAGCACAUGCAAAUGGGUUAUUUUUCUCUUUCGUGUUUUCAAAUGUUAAAUUAUUGUAGAGUAAGAGACAUAAAAAAAUUUAUGUUAUGCUGUCUGCGUACAAUUGCGUGAAUGGAUUAUCCUAUUAGGUUUAGUUUAUAUUAUUUAUAAUUCUUUUAGUACUUUCAUUCAUAUAAUUUUGCAGGGCACCUGCAAUUUUGUUAGCACCGUAAAUACCACUGUGUAAGAUAAAAGGUGCAUAUAAAUUGUUACAUAGAUAUUAUUUAUAUAAUACUUUUUGACAGUCGAUUAAAAAGGUGCUUAUUAUUUAUAA